Messenger RNA from Emys orbicularis (European pond turtle), 2498 nucleotides. RefSeq names its product hepatocyte growth factor-regulated tyrosine kinase substrate (gene HGS). Bases 45 to 2330 code for a protein of 761 amino acids. The transcript has 21 exons. Lineage: Eukaryota; Metazoa; Chordata; Testudines; Emydidae. Gene Ontology annotation, cellular component: early endosome. Gene Ontology annotation, molecular function: phosphatidylinositol binding; ubiquitin binding; metal ion binding. Gene Ontology annotation, biological process: receptor internalization; endocytic recycling. The record is from RefSeq and is a predicted model, not a curated record.
AGCUGAAGCCGAGCGGAGCCGGGUCGGCGGGUUUCGGGGGCACCAUGGGCAGAGGCGGCGGCACCUUCGAGCGGCUCCUAGAUAAAGCUACCAGUCAGCUUCUGCUGGAGACAGACUGGGAAUCCAUCCUGCAGAUCUGUGAUAUGAUUCGUCAGGGAGACACUCAAGCUAAAUAUGCAGUCGGUGCUAUCAAGAAGAAAGUCAAUGACAAGAACCCCCAUGUGGCUCUCUACGCACUAGAGGUCAUGGAGUCUGUGGUCAAGAAUUGUGGCCAGACAGUCCAUGAUGAGGUGGCCAAUAAACAGACUAUGGAGGAGCUGAAGGAACUAUUCAAGAGACAAGUGGAAGUGAACGUUCGCAAUAAGAUCCUGUACCUGAUCCAGGCCUGGGCUCACGCCUUCCGCAACGAGCCCAAGUACAAGGUGGUGCAGGACACCUACCAGAUCAUGAAGGUGGAAGGUCAUGUGUUCCCAGAAUUCAAGGAGAGCGAUGCCAUGUUUGCUGCAGAAAGGGCUCCUGACUGGGUGGAUGCUGAAGAGUGUCACCGAUGUCGAGUGCAGUUUGGGGUCGUGACCCGCAAGCAUCACUGCCGGGCCUGUGGGCAGAUCUUCUGUGGAAAGUGCUCCUCCAAGUACUCCACCAUCCCCAAGUUUGGCAUUGAGAAGGAGGUGCGGGUGUGUGAGCCCUGCUACGAGCACCUCAACAAGAAAGCUGAGGGCAAAACUGCUGCCACCACUGAGCUGCCACCCGAGUACCUGACCAGCCCCCUUUCUCAGCAGUCCCAGCUGCCCCCGAAGCGUGACGAGACGGCCCUCCAGGAGGAGGAGGAGCUCCAGCUGGCCAUCGCCCUCUCGCAGUCGGAGGCCGAGGAGAAGGAGAGGAUGAGACAGAAAACGACCUACUCCGUGUACCCGAAGGCUGAGCCCACGCCUGUCACCUCGUCCGCACCCCCAGUCAGCACCCUCUACUCCUCCCCUGUGAACUCCUCUGCUCCACUGGCUGAGGACAUCGACCCCGAGCUGGCUCGGUACCUGAACCGUAACUACUGGGAGAAGAAGCAGGAGGAGGUUCGCAAGAGCCCCACCCCGUCUGCUCCACUGUCGCUCUCAGAGCCAGCCGCCCAGCCUGGGGAAGCUCAUCCCAUCCCGCUCGGUGUCGUGGAGCAGCAGUACCAGAAUGGGGAGUCCGAGGAGAAUCACGAGCAGUUCCUGAAGGCUCUGCAGAAUGCCGUCACCACCUUCGUCAACCGUAUGAAGAGCAACCACAUGCGGGGCCGCAGCAUCACCAACGACUCAGCCGUGCUCUCCCUCUUCCAGUCCAUCAACAACAUGCAUCCCCAGCUGCUGGAGUUGCUCAACCAGCUGGACGAGCGCAGGCUGUACUAUGAGGGCCUGCAGGACAAGCUGGCACAGAUCCGGGAUGCUCGCGGGGCCCUGAAUGCUCUGCGGGACGAGCACCGCGAGAAGCUGCGCCGGGCGGCCGAGGAGGCAGAGCGCCAGCGCCAAAUCCAGCUGGCACAGAAGUUGGAGAUCAUGAGACAGAAGAAGCAGGAGUACCUGGAGAUGCAGCGGCAGUUGGCCAUCCAGCGGCUGCAGGAGCAGGAAAAGGAGAGGCAGAUGCGCCUGGAGCAGCAAAAGCAGACCAUCCAGAUGAGAGCCCAGAUGCCAGCUUUCUCUCUGCCCUAUGCCCAGCUCCAGGCCAUGCCAGCAGCAGGAGGGGUGAUCUACCAGCCAUCCGGUCCCACCAGCUUCCCAGGCACCUUCAGCCCCGCAGGCUCGGUGGAGGGCUCUCCCAUGCACAGUGUGUACAUGAACCAGCCAGCUCCAGGCAGCACUGGCCCCUACGCACCGAUGCCUGUUGCAGGGGCAGAUCCCAACAUGGUGAAUGCCUACGUGUACCAGGCAGGAGCAGGAGGCGGGCAGGCAGCGCCGCAAGGGCAGGUGGUUCCCACCACCAACCCAGCCUACUCCUCAUAUCAGCCGACUCCGACGCAGGGCUACCAGAACGCUGCCUCCCAGUCACAGAGCAUCCCUGCCAUCUCGCAGGCCCCCCAGUCUGGCACCAUGGGCUACAUGGGGAGCCAGUCUGUCUCCAUGGGGUACCAGCCCUACAACAUGCAGGGCCUCAUGUCGACCCUUCCUGGGCAGGAGCCGGCUCUGAGCAGCCUGCCACCCCAGCAGACUUACCUCUCGGGACAGCAGCCCAUGUAUCAGCAGAUGCCCCCCCCUGCAGGGCCCCCCCAGCAGCAGCAGCAGCAGCCUCAGCAGGCCCCGUCGCAGGUACAGCAGGCCCAGGGCAGUGGCGAGGCCCAGCUCAUCUCAUUCGACUGAUCUCGGCGAGGGGGGCUGCCCAGUGUAACACUAUUGUCUGCAGGAGUCACUUAUGUACUUAACUAGCCAUUUCUGUCUCUUCCCCACCCCCUUCCCUGUGGAACGGCCCUGCUCAAGGGGGGGUGGGACCCUGGGGCCCCACCAGCUGGCAUGCACCCUCCUGGCCUG